AACUUUUGUCUUUGCAUUCCAAAUUGUUUUUGCACUUUAAUCAUUCGCUGAGUUUUGAUUUUCUGGUUCUUUUUAAAUAUUUCUGUGCAUCAUUAGUGUCAAGACUCUAAGAGUAACAAGGAGCAACAUCUACGUGACUAUUUCCUAUCCGUACAGUCGGACGACCAAAAUGAAGCGACAACGAAUUGGAACUUCUUCGGCAAUACCAGUAGCUCCCAAAGCGAGGCCCGUUCUUAAGCCGUCCACGAAACUCAACCGGAUUCAAGUAGCUGCUCCGGAGUCAAUGUCGUACAGAGAGCUGGUGAAGGUGGUCGGAGUGGAUCCGGAAUCAAAUCCUUUAUAUUGGCGCAAAGCGAUCGAUCACUCGGCGGAGACAGUUGUCUUCUUCCAAGUGGAUCUGCGCGGCACGGUGCCAAAAAUGUGUAAGAGCGUGCGCAUCUGUCAAGAGGAGGAGAACCAUCAGAUGCGUCUGGUGCCCUCGGUGUACAUCGGGGAGAGCCUGCUCAGCGCCACUUACGUCCAAACCAUCAUCGGAAAGCGCUUCUUGACGGACGAGGACGAUCUCAUGAAACUACUCGAGCACGCGGGCAUUCUGCACGAGGACGCGGAAUUUUUCGAAGAAAACGCGGAAGAUGGGGACGGCGACCAUGGUGAAGAUGAAGCAGGCGAGAAUGAGCCAAAUGAGCCUGGACCAGACCCGAAAAGAGCGCGAGUGGCGGAAAAACGACAAGUUGUGAUGGAACCCGCGCAGUCUUCGGGCCGACGAAGAACAACCAGAUCUUCAGCAGCAGCAGCCACAGUCUCACUAAAAGCAGCCGAGCGGAAAUUGCCAGUGAAUGGCGGACGCCAACCUGUUGAUCUCUCCCCGCUUCUCAUGCUCGGCAACACCGGCGGCCUGUUGUCGUCCGGUGUUGAGAAGGUCUCACUGCCGGAAGACGAUACUGCUAUGGUUACCGAUGUCGAUGAUGAUGGCUCGCCUGGUGCUGACGUGAAUGAGGACAAUUUGCCACUGGGAUGCGACAUGGGCCACUCUUCCGACAUGGAAUCUGAGGCUGAUUGUGGAGCAGCCAACAGUCCCCAGAGUCCGUUAAGCAGAAAGGAAACGGAAAGGGAUGAUAGUUCUGACCCUGUUCAAGAUCACGCUACACUGUUUCCUUACGAAAUUAAGGGGACCGAAAAGAAGAAAGUAGAACUGGUGCCCAAUCUGCCUGGUAAACCGAUCUGGAUCGAGAAAGUUCUCCAUGACCGGCUAGUCACGUCCGGUCGCGAUUUCGAACCCGGCAAAUGGCUGAAGCAGCUGCUUGCCUACCUCAUCCAAGGAACCUCCGACUACAAAGGCGAUGGCCUGCGACUGCUGUACGAGAAACGGGCGCAGUUUCUCGCGGAAAACGACAAACAACAGCCCGGGAUUAAGGCCCUCCUGGGCGACGAAUUUAUUUUAGCGGCUGAAUCCUAUUUCACUGCCGCUCACGUGAAAGGCCGCGAAGAGGGGUUUAAGGGUGGUAUGGUGACUGCGGCUUUUAACGCCUGGAAGGAUUAUCACAUCAAGGCCUACGCCAAGAAACAUAAUCUUCCGUGGUGAUCUCCUAGUCAACGCGAAAUCGCUGCGUAACACGUUCACUCCUUUUUGCCUCUGUUAGUUGUAUUUUGUUUGUCCCUUGUCGAUUGCGAAUGGCAAUUUGUUCACAGUUCACGUAAUUACAUUUGUGUUUCCCGAUAAUAACUGGAUCCAUGUUAUAAUUUUUUCGGAAACCUUGCUGUUGAUUUACUCCUCUCUUUCGUCGUAAUAUGCAGUACUGCAAGCAUAGCAGCCGCAGAAAAGCAGACUGCGGUAAUUUUAUUAUAUAGCAGCACCAAAGUAACAAGAAUAAAGGUACAAUCAUGGUGG
Messenger RNA from Paramacrobiotus metropolitanus, 1888 nucleotides. RefSeq lists its product as uncharacterized. The transcript is spliced from 6 exons. The coding region runs from base 170 to 1582 and encodes 470 amino acids. The record is from RefSeq and is a predicted model, not a curated record. NCBI's taxonomy places the organism in Eukaryota, Metazoa, Tardigrada, Eutardigrada, Parachela, Macrobiotidae.